Molecule: messenger RNA, 3720 nt
Organism: Ailuropoda melanoleuca (giant panda)
Lineage: Eukaryota; Metazoa; Chordata; Mammalia; Carnivora; Ursidae
Gene: FADS1
Product: fatty acid desaturase 1
Biological process (GO): lipid metabolic process
Cellular component (GO): membrane
Molecular function (GO): oxidoreductase activity, acting on paired donors, with oxidation of a pair of donors resulting in the reduction of molecular oxygen to two molecules of water
Source: RefSeq, a predicted model, not a curated record
AAACCCGGCGCGCGCAAGCGGGUGCAUUCCCCGAGCACGCAAAGCCGGCGCGUGACCCCACCUGCCCGGAGCGCGCGCCUGAUCGCCCCUUCCCAGAUGGACUCCGAGACCCCUACCCAGGCGCCGACCCAGCGCUACUUCACGUGGGACGAGGUGGCGCAGCGCUCCGGGCACGAGGAGCGGUGGCUCGUGAUCGACCGGAAGGUGUACAACAUCAGCGAGUUCCACCGCCGGCACCCCGGGGGCUCCCGGGUCAUUAGCCACUACGCGGGGCAGGAUGCUACGGAUCCCUUUAUGGCAUUCCACAUCAACAAGGGCCUUGUGAGGAAGUAUAUGAACUCUCUCCUGAUUGGAGAACUGUCUCCAGAGCAGCCCAGCUUUGAGCCCACUAAAAAUAAAGAGCUGAUUGAUGAGUUCCGAGAACUGCGGGCCACAGUGGAGCAGAUGGGGCUCAUGAAGGCCAACCAUGUCUUCUUCCUGUUGCACCUGCUGCACAUCCUGCUGCUGGACGUAGCUGCCUGGCUCACUCUUUGGGUCUUUGGGACAUCCCUUGUGCCAUUCCUCCUCUGUGCAGUGAUGCUCAGCACGGUUCAAGCCCAGGCCGGCUGGCUACAGCAUGACUUUGGGCACUUGUCUGUCUUCAGCACCUCUACCUGGAACCACCUGCUACAUCAUUUCGUGAUUGGCCACCUGAAGGGGGCCCCUGCCAGUUGGUGGAACCACAUGCACUUCCAGCACCAUGCCAAACCCAACUGUUUCGGCAAAGACCCAGACAUCAACAUGCACCCCCUCUUCUUUGCCUUGGGGAAGAUCCUCUCUGUGGAGCUUGGGAAACGGAAGAAAAAGUACAUGCCAUACAACCACCAGCACAAAUACUUCUUCCUGAUUGGGCCCCCAGCCUUGCUGCCUCUCUACUUCCAGUGGUAUAUUUUCUACUUUGCUAUCCAUCGGAAGAAGUGGGUGGACUUGGCCUGGAUGAUCACCUUCUAUGUCCGCCUCUUCCUCACCUACCAGCCGUUGUUGGGACUGAAAGGCAUCCUGGGCCUUUUCUUCGUGGUCAGGUUCCUGGAAAGCCACUGGUUUGUGUGGGUCACACAGAUGAACCAUAUCCCCAUGCACAUUGAUCGCGACCGGAACAUGGACUGGGUCUCCACCCAGCUCCAAGCAACAUGCAAUGUCCACAAGUCUGCCUUCAAUGACUGGUUCAGUGGACAUCUCAACUUCCAGAUUGAGCACCAUCUUUUCCCCACAAUGCCUCGACACAAUUACCAUAAAGUGGCUCCCCUGGUGCAGUCCCUGUGUGCCAAGUAUGGCAUAGAGUACCAGUCCAAGCCCCUGCUCUCAGCCUUCGCCGACAUCGUCUACUCACUGAAGGAGUCUGGGCAGCUCUGGCUAGAUGCCUAUCUUCACCAGUAACAACAGCACCCCCCCCCCAUCUGGAAGAGAUGCCUGUUUUCACUAAUAAUACCAGCCCAUCUGGAAGAGGAGUUUCUGGCACCAAAGCAGAGGGGAGCUCAAGGGACAAUGCCACUAUAAUUAUGAUAUUCAGAGGGGGUGGGUUUGAGGAGAUAAAGGCUCAAUUCAAACCCCUCCCCUUCAUCUUCCAGGCACAGACCUAAGACCCAAAGGGCUAGGGGGACAUGCAUGCCCCCUGGAGGGGAGGGAUGGAGCUAUUGGGGCAGAGAUGUGAGUUUACUUUCCUUUUUCUAGUUUGGCAGAUACUGAUGCCUGGUGAGCAAAGAGGGAGUCAGGGUGUUGGAAGAAUAGGGAGGACGGACUACUAAGCCCAAAAAUCAGUAAAAAAAUUUAGCAUUAAAAUUCUAGCCAGGAAAGGGGUGAGCCCAUCUCCUGGUCCGCUUCUCAGUGCCUUCUCCACCCUCUACUAUCUGAGGAGAUAGAGUGGCUGAACCUUCUGAGCACGAUUCAGAUUUGAGGCCUGGCAUAGUGCACUGCCUGGGAGGCUCUGCUCACUCUAGGGCUAGGCAGGACCUAGGUUCCUGGAGAAGCAAUUUUCCCACUUGUAGAAGCAGGCAGAGCAAAGCCAGGACUGUGGUGCUGGAGACGACUGACUUUGAAGGAUCCUGGCAUUAUCAAUUUUGAGAUUAUGUUCCAUCCAGGGCACCCAGGGAGCAUUAGGUCCUAGGUCUUGCCAAAACAGCAAGGAGAGUUAACUGGCCAUUCAAAAUCCCUUUCACCUUGGGAUCACCUCUUGUAACCACCACCCAAGGAACAAGACAUUCCUAGGACGGGGAGUCCACUUCUUGAUUCUUCAUCCACAAACAAGCAAACAGAUGGGGCAACUUCAUGUUCUCCUUCCUAGAAACAAAUGGGGGUUCCCUGUGGUUUCCCUUUGUCUUCCUACCAGUAAUUCCAAGUUUAACAAAAUAGCACAAGUGACCACAUUGGGAGACCCUGAAUUACCAGUCAUGAGGAAAACACAAAAUACAGGGGAAGAAGAAUACAGGGGUUGUUAAGAAAUUUUCUACAACCUAAAUUAUGUUACAGUAUUACUUCUGAGUAGGAGCAGUGAAUUAAAUAUUAUCACUUCAUAGUUCUAAACCAGAGGUAGGAAGAUAAAAACACAGUUUGUGAACUAUCAACUCUUCAAGCAUCUUCUCCGCUGGACACCAGGUAGGAAUUUAGGAUAAUCUCUUACAAAGCCUAUCCUUCUAAUACUGAAAUACAGUUUUUUAAAAAAUCUCCAUCUCUAAAGCAAACAAAGGAAUGUGCCCAGGAGUCUUGCCUUAACCCCCAGGGCUUGUCAUCAGCAUUUACACCCUCUUCUCGCCCCACGGCCUUCCACACAGCCACAGCCUUCCUGCGCAGGUAAGGGGGAAUUUGCCUGUUCAACAGCACCUACUCUAAGCAUUCUGAGCAUUUUGGAAACGGAGAGGAGGAAACUCAAACUAGAAGGAAAAAGCAGAGCCGUAGGAGAGUCCACAUUUAGUUGUAGGAGAGAAUGAAGGUCUUCUGAAAGCGAGCUGCGAUGGGAUUAGAAGUACCACCUUGAAAGGCUGUUGGAAUGACUCAGAGGUUUGUCAAAAACAAAGAUUAAAGAGACAACAACGACAGGGCCCGGACAGGUGGCAGAAGAGUUCGGCUUUUCUCCAUUUGGGCCAAACCUGGUUUGAAACAGCCUGGGUAGAAAGACUAGAAACAGGAUUGAAAAGUUCUUCUUUCACUGGCUUCCUCACUCCAGAAUAGAUGCUGAUCCUGGCCCAUCCCUCUGGUCCCUACUACCCAGGGUUGAGGUGUCCUAUCACCAGCCUGUCAAGCCAUCUGGCUGCCAAUCUGAGCAAACCCAGCAAGGCUUACCGAGCCAAGUCCAAGUCCUCAAAGCACUUCAACCACUGUGGCCUUCUCUCCUCAACCUAGACCAGUGCGGUCUAGCAAGGCCACAGAGGGGCACGCCAGUGACAAAAUAGCUCAGACUGUUUUAACGGUGUGAUGAGUGAUUUCAAAUCCAAGCAAGGACAUGAGAAAACAAGCUUAAAGAGGACAAGUCACCUCCAGUCACAGAUUGUGGCCAAACUAGUAUUUGAACUCGGUGUUUUAGAAUUCCAACCUACAUGUUUACCUUUGUUACUCUCAUCUUCCCACCACUUUACUGGAAGCACUUUCUUUAAUUAGGCCCCACAUCUGUAUCCUUUUUGUGUGUGCCAAUUUUGUUACCAAAUCCAGAUGAGGUAAAGCUGAAAAAUAAAGUUAAUUUCCACCAAA